Messenger RNA from Prorocentrum cordatum, 1697 nucleotides. Lineage: Eukaryota; Dinophyceae; Prorocentrales; Prorocentraceae. The record is from the annotation of a GenBank genome assembly.
UCCCCUCCUCCCCCCUUUCCGUUUCGGCUGCCCUCGGAGGCUCGACCCCAAAGCUGUGUACGUGUGGAUUUGCUGCUUGUGUGUGAACCAGCACCGCGUGAAGGAGGCCCAAGCGGCUGGGACCGUGGUGCCCUUCGAGACCUUCCAGGACGACUUCUCUGCUCGAGUGAUCGGCAUCGGGCAGAUGGUCGCCAUGAUGUCUCCCUGGCGCGACCCGAAGUACCUUAAGCGCGUGUGGUGCGACUUCGAGAUGUACACCGCCACCACGAGCGAGGAGCCCGUGGACAUCAAGAUCGCCAUGCCGCCUGGGGAGGCCGAGGACUUCCGGAGCGCGCUGGUGGACGGGGGCGUGGCCGAGAUGUGGAGCGCGCUCGCCAAGGUCAAGAUCGAGGACGCGGAGGCCUCCGUUGCCGAGGACCGCCAGCAGAUCCUCGCUCUGAUCGAGAAGGGGCCUGGCUUCCACAGGCUCAACUCCACGGUGGCGGAGAAGGUGCAGGAGUGGCUCGUGCAGGCCUGCGAGGGCCACCUGCAGCAGCGGGCGGCCGACGGCGUCUCCAGGAGGAGCCUGGGCCUGGCGCGGCUCGGCGCGGGGGUCGGCGACCUCCUCGUGCAGGUGGGGCUGCCCGACCGCGCGCAGUGGGCGCUGGACACCGCGCUGCGCAUCCGCGAGGAGACGGACACGCUGUGUACUGCCGAAGGUGCGAGCUUGCUACGCACCCUUGGCGUCAAGGAGGCGCAGGGCGCCGCCGCGGUCGCCGACCCGCGGCUCCGGCAGGAGCGGCUGGAGUCCGCGCUCGGCCGGCUGCAGGAGGCCCGCAGGAUCCGCUGCGAGACAGGCACGGAAAACACACCGGACGGCGCCCGGUUGGAGAGCAACAUCGGCAACGUGAAGCUCAAGCUGAACGACGCGGCGGGCGCAGAACAGGCCUUCAGCGAGGCGCUGAGGAUCAGGGAGGAGACGGCGACGCUCCACACCAGCGAGGGAGCCCUGCUGGAGGUGAACCUGGGAAACGUGAAGCUGGCCAGGGAUCCCGAGGCGGCCCUGCAGCACUACGAGACCGCCCGCGACAUCUACGUGGAGCAGGGAACGCUCGCGACGCCCGACGGCGCGCGGGUGCUGUACAACAUAGGCAGGGCCUACGAGGAGGGGCCGAGGGACCACGACAGCGCCCUGCAGGCCUUCGAGGAGGCCCGCCGGAUCCUGGAGAAGACGGCCACCCUGCAGACAGCCGACGGCGUCAACGUCCUCGUGAACCUGGGCGCCGCGCACAAGAAGGCGGGCAACGCAGACGCCGCCCUGGGGGCCUUCGAGGACGCCAUGCGCAUCCGGGAGGCCCUGGGCACCGCCAGUGCCGAGGACGGCUUGCAGCUCGCCAGCGAGAUCCGUGCCCUUAAGGGGCCGACCGGGAGCCGGGAGAAGAGGAGGCAGGGCGCGGCCCCCUCGAGCCUGCAGCCGCCCCCCGGGGACGCCGGCGACGAGAGGCGGAGGCUCGGCAGGAGCCGGAGGGGAGAGGACGAGGCCGGGCUGACCCCCCCGAGCCUGCAGCCGCUCGCCGAGGGAGCCGCAGACGAGAGGAGGAGGCCCCUGAGGAGCAGGAGAGGCGAGGAGGAGGCCGGCCCGGCAUCCGCAAGGGGCCCGGCCGCGCCCGCCGAGGGCCCGCGCGCGCGCGCCGUGCGGGUCGCCGCCCGCGCGCGCG